AUGGGAGGACUAGGUCAACGACCACUCUCUGAAGUGAGCCCCAUGGCUCAGCGGCGCAAUUCUCCCAUCUGGAACACCCAGAACCAAACCACAAAGACACAAAAUGGUGACCCACCUUCCUACGAUGUCUCAUCUCUGAAUAGUACUACUGCAUCUCAGCGUCGCUUCUGGAAAGGCCGUGAAUCUCCAUCUCCUUUCUCCAAGGGCGGAGAGAACCAGCUGCCGUACAACCCAGACAGUUGUUACAAACCAACACGCCGUCCGUCUCUUGAAGAUUUGAAGCGUGUAUCGCGAGUGAAGAAUAACAACAUGUUUCGCGGAAGCCAACAAGAAUAUGACCCUGCACACGUCUCAGUACCCCAACGACCUCUUGCGGCUAAUCGUGCGCCGAACCUUGAAAGCCAGAUGAACCUUGCCAAGUCACAAUUUGCCGAAGAUGACGAUUCGAUCAACAUCCCAAGACCCCAUUCCCCGAGUAAAGAGCAACCAUCUCCGAGCAAGUCCUCACUGUCGAAAGGCAGUCGUUUUGGCAAGAGUUUUGACCCUCAGAGUGAUAUUUGGUACGACAGCGCUGGUCACAGGCAUACAAAGAGCGUAACAUUCGAUGCUGCACCACCUCAAGUGAAUGAAUACGAGAUGAGAACACCAGACCCAUCUUCUCUCGCUUCCGAAUCUCGCGAGGCUAGUUAUGAUUCUGAGCAAGAGGAGGAGGCCAGUUUUGAGGAAUACGAGUCUUCAAUCGAGCGCGAUGAUAGCUUUGAUGCGUCUCUAGAAGAUAUUGAGAAGACACCAGUGGUCUUGCCGGAUGAUUGGCGCUUCAUGAGUCCAGGUGAUGAGAACGACGAUGAAGAGUCUUUUGUCGAACAUGCUGGAAACCAGACGACUGAAGACCGCCCAGUAUCACGCGACGAGGAUUCAGCCCACCAUGAAUCCCUCGAUGCCAAUGACGAGCGUCGUCCCCUGCCGCCUUUGCCCUCAGUCUCGCGUUUGUCUAGCUCACGUUCCUUGUCACCCGAGAAAUUGGCUGGUGUAUUUGAACUUGGCAGUGGGAGUCUACGUGGGCUACCAUCCCCUCUUGUAUCUGCUGCCAAGAAAUCUGACCCUCGUGCUUCCAUGUGCUUGGAGGAUCGAUUGCGUCUUUUGAUGCUUGAAGAAAAGACUAAGGGAUUUGAACAUAACGAAGAAGAGCUUGAUGUGAAAGAUCUGGAACCUUCAACGGAAGAUAUAACCAUUAAGGAGGAGGAAAAAGAAACGUCGAUGGAUGAUUUCUUCUCACCUCCUCGAAUCUCCCGAGAUUCCAUUUUGAAAGGUAUCCGCAAGGGAGACAGCUACGAGGAUGAUGGAUUUGAUGACGAAUCACACAUUGCAUCAAGCCCCAAUCCUUAUGCGAAUCACGAUCCCGAUGUUCCCAUCCCGUCAUUAGAGAUGGACGACGAUGACAACGACAGUAUGGUUUUCAAAGAGGAAGCCGAUGAUGAUGACCUCUACAAGAUCCCCGACUACAAGCAAAGUCACUCAGAUAGAAGCCUAUCAUCUCUGGAUCAGAGAGCGAAGUAUGACGAAGAAAGCAACUAUUCCCUGCGAUCGGCGUUGGAGGCUGCUGGAAACGAUGCCACAGACAAGAGCACUAGCCAGACCACUCCCAUAGCAGAUGUAUGCGAGGAUGCUCCUUCCCCUAAACCUAAUGAAAGCGAUGAAGCGCCUGCCUCCGAAGUCCAGCCAUUGGACAUGGCCUUGAUCCGACGAUCCCUGCAAAGCCCUGUCCUGCAACGUCCUGUUACUCCCGAGCUUCAAGAGGAAGCAAUGUCUGAGCCAUCCACCCCCGGUUCUGUCAUUCGUCACCCAGUUGCGGACUCUGAGGAGGAUUAUUCAGAAGAAGAAGAGGAAGAAGUUGAGGAAAGCUGCUCAGACGAGGCUGUCCCUGAGCCUGUUGCCACUAUCAGGGCACCUGGUGCUACAUUGAAAACCCGUCCAUCUCUCACCCCAGCAGAUAUCGAAUCCAUGGCUGCGACUCGUCGUCGCAUCAGCGGCCAGCACCCACCUUCCAUUUCGCAGCCUGUACCGCAGUUGACCAAGCAGUUGUCUAACGAGUCCACUCAGUCCGAUAACUCACAAACAGAGGCAAAAUCUGCCGAUGACGCGUCUCAGUUGACGGUUCCGAGCAGCCUUGCUCAGCGAAAGUCUAGCUUGAUGCAGCUCGACAUUCCAUUUAGCAUUCAAGAGGAAAGCCUUGGUUUUGGUCUCACCAAGGAAUUCGAUCGCGUCAUUGAGUCCCAAAAGGUUGCUUUCCACCUCGCCCUUUCCAAAAUUAAUUCACGUCCCGUGACGGCUCCCCAGGAACAGACGACUUUUCGAAAACAAGCUAACUUAUAUCCUACCAAACAGAGAGGCUAUCUCAUGCGCCAAAACACCAAAGUCGUCAUCGCCAGCAAUCGCCACGAGGAAGAACCUGCUCUUCCAAAUGAGCAAUCAUCUGAGGAUCCGCGGGGCACAAAAUCCGCGGGUUCUUCUCCUCGCAAGGCUAGCCAACAAACUUGGACAACUGUUCCCUGGAACGGAUCCCCCCGACGCCCAAGUGUGAAAGUUCCAACGAAUAUUCCAAAGAAGAAGCCCGUUUCGGGAGUAGUUCCUCCUCUUCCAGGUCAAGAGAGCGCUGUUCAGGAGGCUCCCUCAAAGACUGAAGAGAGCGAGCCUCUCGUUCAAGAUACUUAUGAAGAGGGUGAAGAGCGGGGUCGUCUUUUCGUCAAGGUGGUCGGUAUAAAAUACAUGGAUCUUCCCCUUCCUCGUGCUGAGCGCUCCUACUUUGCACUUACUCUUGAUAACGGUCUCCACUGCGUCACCACUUCAUGGCUCGAGCUCGGCAAAUCAGCUCCCAUUGGACAGGAGUUUGAGCUUGUUGUGCAGAAUGAGCUUGAGUUUCAACUAACGCUCCAAAUGAAGGUUGAUGAGAAUAGACUUUAUCCACAGGAGUUGGUUGAAUCGCCCGCACGCCAGAAGCCCUCGGCGUUUGGCCGUAUGUUUGCAUCCCCUCGACGCCGCAAGGAGAUUGAAUUGCAGCAACAAAUGAAGACCCAACAGCCAAAGGAUGUUAACGCACCCGUCUGGGAAAAAUUGAGAAACACUGUUGCUCGCGAUGGCAGCUUUGCUCGUGCCUAUGUGUCUCUCACUGACCAUGAAGAGCAAGCAUUCGGCCGUCCUUAUACUGUUGACAUUGCCUGUUUCAACGAAUGGGCUACCGAUGAACAGCCCAGCAGUGUGAAGAGCAAGAAAAGUGCAAUCAGUGUAACCGCACAGCGUCGCCCCCCUUACAAGAUUGGCAAGCUCGAGCUGCAAUUACUGUUUGUCCCUAAGCCCAAGGGCAGCAAGGAGGAAGAAAUGCCUAAGAGUAUUAAUGCGUGCAUCCGUGAGAUGCGCGAGGCUGAGAGUGUGUCUACUCGCACCUACGAAGGUUUCCUUUCUCAGCAGGGUGGAGAUUGUCCGUUCUGGCGUCGCCGUUUCUUCAAGCUCCAGGGUUCCAAGUUGACAGCUUACCAUGAGUCAACUCGUCAGCCACGAGCGACCAUCAAUUUGGCGAAGGCCGCUAAGCUCAUUGAUGAUAGACCCUCGCUCACGAAAGAGACAAAUACCAAGACUGGCGGCCGGCGAAAGUCUGCCUUUGCUGAAGAAGAAGACGGCUACAUGUUCGUUGAGGAAGGAUUCCGUAUUCGCUUCGCUAACGGCGAAGUGAUCGAUUUCUACGCCGACAGCGCCAAAGCUAAGGAUGGCUGGCUACGGGUCAUGUCCGAGGCUGUUGGCAAAGGCGGCUCUUCUUCCAGCAGUGGCUCUCUCAAGCCCUGGGCAGAUCUUGUGCUCAAGCGCGAACGUAGCAUGAAGAAUCGUCCCCCAACUGCGGAGCGUCCUCCCAGCGGUUUACCUGCACCUCCAAGAUCCCCUGUCAGACAGAGCACCGCUAUGGCACCGCCUCCACCUUCAUCUCAAUCGGCAGCGCCGUCCCAGUCCCAUCGUCCCCGACACAAGCAUGCUAACUCUCAGCCUGAGCUGCCCACCGCUGAAGCCCGCCGACAAAAGACUCGCUCUCUUAUCUACUAA
Molecule: messenger RNA, 4089 nt
Organism: Penicillium taxi
Lineage: Eukaryota; Fungi; Ascomycota; Eurotiomycetes; Eurotiales; Aspergillaceae
Gene: bud4
Exons: 3
Coding region: 1-4089 (1362 amino acids)
Molecular function (GO): GTP binding
Source: RefSeq, a predicted model, not a curated record